This is a messenger RNA of Dreissena polymorpha, 2643 nucleotides long. Its product is annotated as interferon-induced transmembrane protein 3-like. Lineage: Eukaryota; Metazoa; Mollusca; Bivalvia; Myida; Dreissenidae. The coding region runs from base 157 to 801 and encodes 214 amino acids. The transcript has 4 exons. The record is from RefSeq and is a predicted model, not a curated record. Gene Ontology annotation, cellular component: membrane.
UUCUCUUAGUUGGCUGUAAACACUGCUCAAAAAAAUGUGUUGCGAAAUUCAACAGGGAUGUAUUUCAUAGUUGUGUUUUUCCUUGUUGAUGUUUUGUUGUUGUUUUGAUUUGUGAUUUUGUAUCAGGUUAAGCUUAUCUGAGGACUACACAUCGCUAUGAGUGCAGCAGAACAAGAUAUUUUAUUAUUCCCUCCGCCACCAUCGUACGAGGAGUGCCGUAAAGGUUACCCACCACGCCAUUCCAACGACCCAGAUCCGUCUGUGUAUCCGGGCAUUCAACACACAGCUCCACAGUGGCCAACAUGUGGCCAAUCUAUGGGGUACGAGGCUCAGCCGGGUUAUCAAGCUGGGUUCCAACCUCUGCUCGGGUGCCAGCAAGGUGCGCCCCCGUUCUUUUACCAAGAUCAGCCUUGUUACCCAACGCCACAUUCGUACACAGACAGACCUUACCCUCAGGGGUCACACAGUGGUCAGCAGCCUUACGGACAGCAUAUUCCUGGACAGCAAUAUACUAUAACAGAAGUUGUCAUCACACAGCCUGUUCAGUGGCCAGGGAAUGAGGUUACCAUAAAUCCACCACGCGACUACAUGGCUCUCGCCAUCCUGGCAACCAUUUGCGUUUGUCCGAUUGGGUUUGUCGCCAUCUUCCACGCGUCGUCCGCAAACGAGUGUGCGAAGAAAGGUGACAUGAGGAAUGCAAAGAUAUAUGCUGAUACCGCUAAACGACUGAUCAUUGCAAGUUUCGUACUUGUGGGAAUCGCCAUCAUACUCGGCAUUGUUGUGCGCGUCCUUCGUGGCUAGUAGUCAUUGAAACUCAGUGUCCGUACAAUAUUCUGAACAACAUGAUAUAAGCGGAGGCCUAUCGGCCCCAUUACAACAACAAAUUGUGUGACCGCAAUCUCCGGCUGCGUGCGUGGCACUGUCCAGUUACUCACGUGAAAACAAAAUAUACAUUUUAAACCUGUCAACUGUAACGUGUGCAAAUUCUGCCGGGAAAGUGUGCAAAAUCACCUGGCAAAAUGUAACGACGUUAUAUGACGCAUGUAACAGACCUCAGCCCGCCAUUUGCGUGGGCUUAUGCAACCAUCAAUGAACCACAUGCCUACCCAAGACAUUACAAAUCAGCGAAACGAGCAAUGGGCCAUUACUUGGUGCGUUCUUCUCGUCUAGUUAGACGUUGGUGUCUGUUUGUAUAUCUAUUUUGGUAGAGACUGUACUGAACUUGAUGCAAAACAAACAUAAAUUAAUACUAUCCUUAGUAAUAUAUCUUAGGCACAAUGUGACAUUCGGGAAGGCAAUCUUUACUGAAAAAAAAACACAUUUGGACAACAUUUUCCACCUGAACUGGAUUUUUUCUAAAAGUAACUUUCUUUUAACUAAAAACAGCAUAUAAGCGGUAGUGUUAUUCCUGAUUAUCCUGUGCGGACUUAACUAUUCGUCAAAGUGAUUGCUAUGUUAACUUAAAUUAAUUAAUUUCAUAUUGUUAACAUUUAGGAUAUGUGAUUUAAGUUUGUAUUUUUUUCUCAUUUCGGAUAGUGAAGUUGUAUCUCAGGCAUGUAAACAUACGGGUUGAUAUUACUUUGGUUGCUUACCAUUAUUUAAUUGGCAGAAGCUUGUACAGAUUUAAUUGCGGCCUUUUUUAGAUUAGUAUGAUGUGAUGAGCAAAGGUCAAGUCAAAGCUAUAAGUCAAUCCUCCCAUAUCGGACAUUCAACCCAAGCACAUUGUAGCAUAACGUUGUCAAGCAUUAAGAUAGUUGAAGUGAUUAGCAAGCUUCCUUUCCUCAAUCAAAAGCUUAGGUUUAUACAUCACAUAUACCGGAUAGUAGUGUGCUAAAAUAUAUUAUGUCGACAUUAUGCAUAAAAUGCAACCAAUAAAGCAUAUGCGUUUAUAUAAAUUUUGACGUGUCUAUUUUACUGGUUCUGUUGACCUCUGCCUAGAGGCCUUGUGAGUUUAGUGAGUUUACGAAAUUCUGAUAGAAAAUGCAAUACAUUUUCAAAUGUAUAUCAGUAUAGCUUAGUGAGCAUUUUGUUAUCUUUGUCAGUCUAUUAGUUAUAACGUUCAGUGAAAGAAACAAUCAUAACGAUACAAUCGAGUUGGUUGUACAUGAAACUAUUAUAUCAAAACAACGUUCAAAGAUAUUCAUAAUAAUGAGACUUAUAACGACAGUAUGCUUUGCAAUUAAGCUUGCAUGUUAUUACAAAUCAUUUCUAUUAUUGUGACAGUAUUAUGGAGUGCAUGGUGGGUGAUCAUUUACAAUCUUGACAUGUGUACUUACUAUUAAUCAAUCAAGUCCGAAUUUUUAAUACUAUUUUAUUUUUUCUUAUUGAAAUGCGGUAAUAACAAUUAAUUGUGCAACAAACUCAAAAUGGUAAUUGUUCUUGUGUAUGUCAUUUCAACACCUCAUCGCUUUGAUGCUUCUUACUGUGUAUAGUUAGUCAGAUACGUGGUAAAAGCUAAAUAAUGCAUUUUACUAUCUCAUUUACUAGGAUACUAACUUCUUUGUACUAACAUUCGAUUUCAUUUCAUUUAAAAAACUAUAAUAUUAUUAUAACACAUAUGAGACUGUUAUAAAAACAUAACCCCAAUAAAAAAUAUGACCACACGGUGUAUUUACGUCAAUGCGACUGCUAAAUCAAUGUGUU